Molecule: messenger RNA, 300 nt
Organism: Fraxinus pennsylvanica
Lineage: Eukaryota; Viridiplantae; Streptophyta; Magnoliopsida; Lamiales; Oleaceae
Source: the annotation of a GenBank genome assembly
AUGCAUAAUUUGGCAAACAAUUGUAAAUCCCUGGAAGAACUCUCUGUUAGGCGCCUGACGGGAAUCAAGGAUAGUUUUGCUACCGAGCCGAUUGGCCUGGGAACGUUGGCUUCUUCGCUUAAAUCAAUCGUACUUGAGGAGCUUUAUAAUGGGUUAUUGGAGACCAUUUCAGGGAGGAAGAAUUGUUCGAUGGAGAUUCAUUUGGAAAGGCUGCAAGUAAGUGAUGUUGGGCUAAUGGCCAUAUCCAAAUGCUCGGAUUUGGAGGUCUUUCGCUUGGUGAAGACUCCCGAUUGCUUUUGA